CCGGCCCCUUCCUCCUAGCUCCACGCUUUCAGGGCGUUGCAUCACCUCUGGACACCUCUGGUGUAGCUGCGGCUCCUUUCGGGGUGCUCCAGCCUGGAGGCCCCUCAGUAACAAAAUGGUUCAACAAGUGCCAGAAAACAUCGAUUUUCCUGCUGAAGAAGAGAAAAUCUUGCAGUUUUGGUCCGAAUAUAAUUGUUUUCAAGAAUGCUUAAAGCAAUCAAAACAUAAGCCAACAUUUACCUUCUAUGAUGGGCCUCCUUUUGCAACUGGACUGCCUCACUAUGGGCAUAUACUUGCAGGGACAAUUAAAGAUAUAGUUACAAGAUACGCUCACCAGAGUGGGUUUCACGUUGACAGAAGAUUUGGAUGGGAUUGUCAUGGUUUACCUGUGGAAUAUGAAAUUGAUAAGACACUGGGAAUCAGAGGACCAGAGGAUGUAGCCAAAUUGGGGAUUGCAGAGUAUAACAGCCAGUGCCGAGCAAUUGUGAUGCGAUAUUCUGCUGAGUGGAAGUCUACUAUUACCAGACUUGGUCGAUGGAUUGACUUUGACAAUGACUACAAAACUCUGUAUCCACAAUUCAUGGAAUCCGUGUGGUGGGUCUUCAAACAACUCUACAAUAAAGGCCUUGUUUACAGAGGUGUGAAAGUCAUGCCCUUCUCCACUGCAUGCAACACUCCGCUCUCCAACUUUGAAUCUCACCAGAAUUACAAGGAUGUUCAAGAUCCUUCAAUAUUUGUAACUUUCCCUUUGGAGGAAGAUGAAAACGUGUCCUUGGUUGCGUGGACAACAACUCCCUGGACUCUGCCUAGUAACCUUGCCCUGUGUGUUAAUCCAGAUAUGCAGUAUGUAAAAAUUAAAGAUGUUGCCAGAGGAAAAUUACACAUUUUAAUGGAAGCCAGAUUACCAGCCCUCUAUAAAUUAGAGAGUGACUAUGAGAUCCUUGAAAGAUUUCCUGGUGCCUAUCUCAAAGGCAAGAAAUACAGGCCUCUGUUUGACUACUUCGUGAAGUAUAAAGAGAACGGUGCCUUUACUGUGCUGGUUGACAACUAUGUGAAGGAGGAAGAAGGCACUGGGGUUGUACAUCAAGCUCCGUACUUCGGUGCUGAUGACUAUCGGGUCUGCAUGGACUUCAACAUCAUCCAGAAAGACUCUCUCCCUAUUUGCCCUGUGGAUGCUUCGGGCUGCUUCACGGCGGAAGUGACGGAUUUUGCAGGACAAUAUGUGAAGGAUGCUGACAAAAAUAUCAUCCGGACCCUGAAGGAGCAAGGCCGACUCCUUGUUGCCGGCACUUUCACCCACAGCUACCCUUUCUGCUGGAGGUCAGACACUCCCCUCAUUUACAAAGCAGUGCCCAGCUGGUUCAUCCGAGUGGAGCACAUGGUGGACCAGCUGCUGAGGAACAACGAUCUGUGUUACUGGGUCCCAGAGUUUGUUCGAGAAAAGCGAUUUGGAAAUUGGCUGAAAGAUGCACGUGACUGGGCAAUUUCCAGAAACAGAUACUGGGGCACCCCGAUCCCACUGUGGGUCAGUGAUGACUUCGAGGAGGUAGUAUGCAUUGGGUCAGUGGCUGAGCUUGAAGAACUGUCAGGAGUGAAGAUCUCAGAUCUCCACAGAGAGAGCAUUGACCAUUUGACCAUUCCUUCACGCUGUGGGAAGGGACUGCUGCGUCGCAUCUCUGAAGUGUUUGACUGUUGGUUCGAGAGUGGCAGCAUGCCCUAUGCUCAGAUUCAUUAUCCAUUUGAAAACAAGAGGGAGUUUGAGGAUGCGUUUCCUGCAGACUUCAUUGCUGAAGGCAUUGACCAGACCCGAGGAUGGUUUUACACCCUGCUGGUACUGGCCACAGCUCUCUUUGGACGGCCGCCAUUCAAAAACGUGAUCGUGAACGGGCUCGUCCUGGCAAGUGAUGGCCAAAAAAUGAGCAAACGAAAAAAGAAUUACCCAGACCCACUUUCAAUCAUCCAUAAAUACGGUGCCGAUGCCCUCAGAUUAUAUCUGAUUAACUCCCCUGUGGUGAGAGCAGAAAACCUCCGCUUUAAGGAAGAGGGUGUCCGAGAUGUCCUGAAGGAUGUCCUGCUCCCUUGGUACAACGCCUAUCGCUUCUUCAUCCAGAACGUCCUGCGGCUACAGAAGGAGGAAGAAAUGGAGUUCCUUUACAAAGAGAACAUGGUUAAAGAAAGUGCCAACAUCACAGACCGGUGGAUCCUGUCCUUUAUGCAGUCACUUGUUGGGUUCUUUGAGACUGAAAUGGCAGCUUACAGGCUCUAUACCGUGGUUCCUCGCCUGGUCAAGUUUGUGGAUGUUCUGACUAAUUGGUAUGUCAGGAUGAACCGCAGGCGAUUAAAGGGUGAAAAUGGGGUAGAGGAUUGUGUUCUGGCCCUGGAAACCUUGUUUAGUGUUCUGCUCUCUCUGUGCAGACUUAUGGCCCCCUAUACCCCUUUUCUUACUGAAUUGAUGUACCAGAAUCUAAAGCUGCUGAUUGACCCUGUUUCUGUCCGGGACAAGGACACAUUGAGUAUCCACUACCUCAUGCUGCCCCCUGUUAGAGAGGAGCUGAUUGACAAGAAAACCGAGAGUGCAGUGUCUAGAAUGCAGUCUGUGAUUGAACUUGGGCGAGUGAUUCGAGACCGCAAAACUAUUCCGAUAAAGUAUCCUUUGAAAGAAAUUGUAGUUAUCCAUCAGGACCCGGAAGCUCUUAAUGAAAUUAAGUCUCUGGAGAAGUAUAUCAUUGAGGAAUUGAAUGUUCGGAAAGUUACGCUGUCUACAGAUAAAAACAAGUAUGGCAUUCGCCUAAGGGCGGAACCGGAUCACAUGGUCUUAGGGAAGCGUCUGAAGGGAGCCUUCAAGAUGGUGAUGACGUCCAUCAAGCAGCUGAGCAGUGAGGAGCUGGAGCGGUUCCAGGAGAGUGGGACCAUUGUCGUGGAAGGCCAUGAACUGCACGAAGAAGACAUCCGUCUCAUGUACACCUUUGAUCAGGCUGCAGGUGAAACGACACAGUUUGAAGCACACUCAGAUGCGCAGGCUUUGGUUCUCUUAGACGUCACCCCUGACCAGGCAAUGGUGGAUGAAGGAAUGGCUCGGGAAGUCAUCAAUCGCAUCCAGAAACUCCGCAAAAAGUGCAAUCUCGUUCCAACUGAUGAAAUAACAGUUUAUUAUAAAGCAAAUUCUGAAGGAAAGUAUCUGAAUAAUGUUAUCAAAAGCCACACAGAGUUCAUAUUUGCCACCAUAAAGUCUCCUUUGAAACCAUAUCCUGUUCCUACAUCAGAUAAAAUCCUUAUUCAAGAAAAAAUGCAGUUAAAAGGGUCUGACCUGGAACUUACACUCACCAGAGGAUCAUCCACGCCUGGCCCAGCUUGUGCGUAUGUCAAUCUUAACAUCUGUACAAAUGGCAGUGAGCAGAGUAAGAGUGGAGUAUUGCUUCUGGAAAAUCCAAAAGGCGAUAAUAGGUUGGACCUUUUAAAGCUGAAGAAUGUUGUUACUAGCAUUUUUGAUGUAAAAAAUACAGAGCUGGCUGUCUUCCAUGGUGAAACAGAAAUAAAGAACCAAACCAACUUACUGAGUCUGAAUGGAAAAACACUUUGUGUGACCGGAGGAUCAUCUCCCUCUGUGAUCGACAGUCCUAGUGCUCUUCUCUGUCAAUAUAUCAACCUGCAGCUCUUGAAUGCAGACCCCCAAGAGUGUUUAAUGGGAACAGUGGGCACUCUCCUCCUUGAAAACCCACUUGGGCAGAAUGGGCUCACCCACCAAGGUCUUCUGUAUGAAGCAGCCAAGGUGUUUGGCCUCCGGAGCAGGAAGCUAAAGCUGUUUCUGAAUGAGACUCAAACAGACGAAAUUACAGAAGAAAUCCCCAUGAAGAGUUUGAACACGAAGACUGUGUAUGUUUCUGUGUUACCGACGACAGCAGACUUCUAACAUUGUUAUCAGUAUGUUUCAGUCAGCCUUUCCCUGGCACAUCCCUGUCCCCUGCGCACGUGUGCACGCACACACACAGAAGAUACUUCCUUCAGGUGCAUGUAUAAUAUGCUGCUUUUGGUCUAAAAUUGAAAUGGGAUUGAUUCAUCAGGUGACUUGGGAAUUUACAGUAGUAUUCACACUCAACCUUAAACACCUAUGCAUCCAUGCUGGGGGGAGUUACAAUGUUACCUCAGCACUUCACAGUAUAUUUCUGUACUUGAAUUUUUAAGUAUAGAACACAGAAGUGGUUUAACUGGUACAGUAUAUAUAUUAUAUCAUCCUAUGGCCUUUCAAAACUUAUUUGAGAUCACUUGAAGGAAUGGACAAUGUUAUAUAUUUUCGCUACCUGCGUUUUCCUGCAUAAUUUGAUGGAAUAUUUUAAGUUUCAGUAAAUCAAACCAAUAAACUUUCUCUCAGAUAAUACAUAUGUUAGAAGUAAUUCAUUCUCCCAUAGUUCAGUGACACUUGGAAUUUGUAAUCUUUAAAGAACACAAAAACUUAACAGUAACUCCUGUAUAUAUAAGACAGUAGACUUAAACAUCUAAUUUGACUUCUUCCCAAAAUCCUGUGUCAAAGAAGCACAUGCCAAGACAAAAUUAGAUGUGCAAGACUUUAUUGGGGGAAACAUACAUAAAAGAUAAAGGAGAGGGGGAGAGGGCAAAGGGAGAGGCAGCCUUCAGAAAGAGUCCAGAGUUAGGCAGAAAUGACCUGGCUUUGUGCUCGAGCCUUGCUCACUCAGGGGCUGGGAGCAGCUGGGGGGACCAUGACCUCAGCAUAAUUGAUCUGUGGAUCUGAAAAUGUAGUAGCUAGGGGCUGCCAAUCAGCUGUACCCCUUACAUCAGAUUCUCCUGAAAGGAGCUCUGAAUGGUACAUCUCUGGCUGCUGGAGUAAGUGCAUUCAAAUCCAAACCCACAAAAUUGGAGGGAACCGAACAAAAUAACAGGUGUUGUCAAGGAUCAGAGAAACUGGAACCCUUCUGCACUGUUGGUAGGAAUGUAAAGUCUUACGGUCACUAUGGAAAUCAGUAUAGAGGUUCUCAAAAAUUAAAAGUAGAAUUAUCAUAUGAUCCAGCAAUCCAUUUCUGGGUAUAUAUCCAAAAGAACUGAAAGCAGGUUUUUGAAGAGAUAUUUGCACACUCAGCUUCAUUGCAGCAUUAUUCACAACAGCCAAGAGACGGAGCUACCCAAAUGUCCCCUGGGGGAUAAACAGAUAAGGAAAAUGUAAUAUAUACAUACAAUUGAAUAUUAUUCAGACUUUAAAAAGGAUGAGCCUUGAGGACAUUAAACAAAGUAAAAUAACCCCGUCACAAAAAGACAAGUGCUGUGUGAUUCCACUUGUGUUAAGGUACCUAGAAUAAUCAAAUUCACUGAAACAAAAUGCAGUGCUGGUUGCCAGGGGCUGCAGGGAGAGAAAUGGGGAGCUGCUGGGUGGGAAUAGUUUCAGUUUUGCAAGAGGGAAAAGUUCUAGAAGUCUCUUGCACAGCCAUGUGAAUAUAGUUAACACUGCUAAACUGGAUCCUUAAAAAUAGCUAAGUUGGUAAAUUUUAUGUAAUUUUUACCAGUUAAGAAUUUUUUUAAAUGUCAAAGGAAUAGAAGCCAAACUCAAAGAGCUCCCAGUGGCCAAAGCUGAAACAAUUUGAACAAAAAUAUAAUUUAGUAUUGAAUUAAAAUCCAAAGUACAAAGUAAAUAUCCACGAGUACGUGCUGAUAUAAGUGAUUGAAUAAAUAGAAAUGAGGCAAAUCUCCUGUAUAAAAUUCCAAAUAAUUUGUAUAGAUACUUCCUCUCAAUGUGGUGUACAUUAAAUCCACACACCUUGAGAGUGGGUUAUACUUGGUGACUUACUUCAGAAGAGUAUGGAAAGGGGGCAGUUAGUCACGUCACAGUUUAGAAACCUGGCAGACUCUACCUGGGACCAGUCAUGAUAGCGCACACUCUCGCUAGGACUUGGUGAGAGUGGUACUUGACAUCUGGUUGUCCUCCCAAGAACUUAGAACCCCAGUCUCACCAUGAGAAAAACAUAGGGCAAACCCAAAGUGAGAGACAUUUCUACCAAUACCUGACUCUUCAAAAUUCAAGGUUAUCAAAAACAAAGAAUGUUUGAGAAACUCACAGACCAGAGGGGACAAAGCAGAUACAAUGGCUAAAUAUGAUGUGGCGUUGUAGAUGUGAUCUAGGAACAGAAAAAGGUCUAAAGAGGAAAAUGUAUGAGAUCCAAAUAAAGUACGGAGUUUAGUUAACAAUAUUGUAUCAUUGUAGAUUUAAUAAUUGUGAUGAAAAAUGUACCAUGAUAAUGUAAGAUGUUCACAGUAGGGUAAACUGUGUGUGGAAUAUGUGGAAACUUGUACUGUCUUUUCUAUAAAUCUGAAACUAUUCUAAAAUUAAAAGGUUUUCUUUUAAUAAAUAGAAAAUGUGAAAUUUAAAAUCUAUUUGUAAUAGCAUCACAAAAUAUGAAAUACUCAGGGAUAAAUUUGACCAAAGAUGUGCAGUUAACUAUAACCUGAAAAUUAUAAAAUAUUGCUCAGAGAUAAUAAAACCUAUGUAAUUGAAAGAGGUAUGUUUGUAUUAGCUUGGGCUGCCAAUAACAAAAUGCCGCAGGCUGGGUGGCUUAGACAGCAGACUUAUUUUCUUAACAGUUCUGGAGGCUGGAAGUCCAGUAUCAGCAAGUCUGCAAGUAUGGGUUCUCCUGAAUGUUCUUACCAUGUCAUCGUGUCCUCACAUGGCUUUUCUGGGUGUGUGAACUCCUGGUGUCUUUUCUUGUCAGGGCACUGGUCCUGCUGGAUUAGGGCCCCACCCUCACGACCUCAUUUAACUUAAUUACAUUUAUAAAGGAUCUACCCCCAAAUACAGUCACAUGGGCAGUAGAGCUACAACACUUGAAUUUUGAGAAAAUAACUCAGUUCACAACAAUUUUCAUGGAUUCAAAGACUCAGUAUUGUUAAAUUAAGCUAACAAUGCUCCCAAAUUGAUCUAUAGAUUUGAUGUGAUCCCAAACAAAAUCCCCGGAGGAUUUUUUUAAGUAACAUUAACUAGUUCAUUAUAAAUUUUAUGUAGAAAUGCAGAGGCUUUAAGACCCAAAUAAAUUUUACAAAGUUGGAGGAUUUGAAUAACCUGAUAUUACAAGAUUUAUAGAACUAAAUAAGACUGGAAUUGGCAUAAAGGUAACAAAUAGAUCAUUAGGGCAGAACAGAAUCCAGAAAUAGACCUACACAUAUAUUUUUAAUUAAUUUUUUUUAAUGAUGCCUAGGACGACAAUGGGAAAAGGAUAAACUUUUCCCCAACAUGGUGCUGGAAUGAGUGGAUUGUCAUAGACAUACACACAAAGAGAACCUUGAUCUAUACCUCUCCAUAUGGUAAAAAAAAACUAAAAUUAUAUCAAAAUACAAACAUAAACAAAUAUGAAAUAUAACAAAAUAUAUGUAUUUUACCACAAUAAAAGUAUCUGUGUUUAACAGAACUAAGUGUAAAAGCUGUAAUAAUAAAACUUCAAGAAGAAAAUCUUGGUGACCUUGCAUGGUAGGAGGAAUAGUCCCCUGAAGAUGCCCACACCUCAAUCUCUGGAAUCUGUGAAUGUAUUAGAUGCUAAAGAUCACAUCUCUGCAGGUGUGAUUAAGGUUAUAGGCUUUAAGAUUAAAGAGAUUAUCCUGGUUCCUCUGGGUGGGCCCAAUCUAAUCAUAGGAGCCUUUAAAAGCAAAGCACUUUCUCUGGUUGGAGGCAAGAGAAAUUGGCAGAAGGGGAAGUUGUAAAAUACAUGUUUGGACACGAGGAUUGGCCGUGCUGUUGUUGGCUUAUGAUGUGUGGGACCCAUGUGCGAGAACUGGCGAGAGGCCACUGGGAGCUACGGUCAGCCCCCAGAUGACAGCCAGCAAGGAAACAGGGACCUCUGUCCCACAGCAUAAAGAAACUAGAAUCUGCCAAUAGCCUGACUGACCUUGGACACAGAUUCUUCCCAGAAGGCUCUGAAAAGAACCAAGCCAGUCAACACUCACUUCCGCCUUGUGAGACAGGGCAAAGAAAGCAUCUAAGUCCACCAGACGACUGACCCACUAACUUCGCUGAAAUAAUACAUUUGUGUUGUUUUAA
Molecule: messenger RNA, 8032 nt
Organism: Camelus dromedarius (Arabian camel)
Lineage: Eukaryota; Metazoa; Chordata; Mammalia; Artiodactyla; Camelidae
Gene: IARS1
Product: isoleucyl-tRNA synthetase 1
Exons: 34
Coding region: 116-3910 (1264 amino acids)
Biological process (GO): isoleucyl-tRNA aminoacylation
Molecular function (GO): ATP binding; aminoacyl-tRNA deacylase activity; isoleucine-tRNA ligase activity
Source: RefSeq, a predicted model, not a curated record